GGUCCAGAUUCAAUCCAUCAGCGUCGAAACAUUUUAAGCAUUUUAAGUAUACGGUCCAGAUUCAAUGCAUCUAAUAAUUUGGCCAAAAAGAAUAACCCGCCAAAUUUUUGAACAUUUUAGUUCCUCACACAUUUAAAAAAAAAAAACAUAUAAUAUAAAGCACUGAGCAAAAUAUACAGAGGGGUCAGUGUUCUAGAGAGAGAGAGAGGAGUUAGAGAGAGAGAGAGGAGUUGUGUAGGGGCCUGGUUGAUGAAGAGAAAAACCCUAGGGAGGAGCUGUAGGAGACAGAGGAAGAAAAUGAAGGGGUCAUUAGCAAGACACUUGACGGUUCAGCUAGGGCAAGUCUCUCUCAUGCCCAUCCAACAACGUAGCCUUCUCGAAUCUGAAGCAGCCCCAUCAGAAUCGCUCGGUCCCUCCUCGUCGCCGCUCGAUUUUGAUGUCGAUGCGAAUGCAGAUGAUAAAGAUUUCAUUCUCAGUCAAGAUUUCUUCUGUACUCCUGAUUACAUUACUCCUGAUGGUCAACAUAUCUCAAACAGUUUGGAUUUUAACAAGGAAAACAUCCCUUGUCCCAAAUCACCAGAGAAACUAAUAACUGUCAGAAGCAAAAGGCAGAGACAGGACGGUAUCUCAGUAAAUUCUCUUGGUGCCAACUUGUCAUGCCACGAACAAAUAGUGGAACUUGCAAAGGAUACUUUUGGAACAGAUGAAAUCAAGAUAGAAAAAACUAUAACAUCUGAAUCUCCUAGGAAUCAGAGUUACGUUUCACAAUCUGCAGUGGCUUUACGCUGUCGAGUUAUGCCUCCACCUUGCCUAAGGAAUCCUUACUUGAAGGAUGCUUCAGAAAUUGAUAUAGAUCCUUUUGGCAAUCGAAGAUCAAAAUGUUCAGGAUUUUUCCCUUCUCUUAUUGGUGGAGAUGGCCUUUCGCGCUACAGAACAGAUUUUCAUGAAAUAGAGCAAAUUGGGAAUGGAAACUUCAGCUGUGUUUUCAAAGUCUUGAAGAGAAUUGAUGGAUGUAUGUAUGCAGUUAAACGUAGCACAAGGCAAUUACAUCAAGACACUGAAAGGAGAAAAGCAUUGAUGGAGGUUCAAGCAUUGGGUGCUUUAGGAUCCCAUGAUAACGUUGUUGGGUACUACUCUUCUUGGUUUGAAAAUGAGCAACUAUAUAUCCAGAUGGAGCUUUGUGAUCACAGCCUAUCUAUCAAUAAAUCGUCUAAACUAUGCACAGAGGGAGAGGUGUUGAAAGCAAUGCAUCAGAUAGCCAAGGCAUUGCAGUUUAUACAUGAACAAGGCGUAGCUCACCUAGAUGUGAAACCUGAUAAUAUUUAUGUCAAAAAUGGUAUUUAUAAGCUUGGUGAUUUUGGUUGUGCUACUCUCCUUGAUAGGAGCCUGCCAAUCGAAGAGGGUGAUGCACGUUAUAUGCCCCAAGAAAUCUUGAAUGACAAGUAUGAUCAUCUUGACAAGGUUGACAUCUUCUCCUUGGGAGUUGCUAUCUAUGAGCUUACUAGAGGAUCAGCACUGCCAGAAUCUGGGCCUCUUUUUCUGAAUCUUAGGGAAGGAAAACUACCACUCCUUCCUGGCCACUCUGUUCAAUUUCAAAGCUUACUGAAGGUCAUGAUGGACCCAGAUCCGGUUCGGCGACCUUCUGCUAAAGAACUUGUAGAGAAUCCAAUUUUUGAUAGGGUCCAAAGAACUUCAAAAGGUAGGUAAUGCCUUUUAAUUUUCCUGGGUUGAGGU
Molecule: messenger RNA, 1734 nt
Organism: Cornus florida
Lineage: Eukaryota; Viridiplantae; Streptophyta; Magnoliopsida; Cornales; Cornaceae
Product: wee1-like protein kinase
Exons: 10
Coding region: 250-1707 (485 amino acids)
Biological process (GO): protein phosphorylation
Molecular function (GO): protein kinase activity; ATP binding
Source: RefSeq, a predicted model, not a curated record